AGUAACUAGGGAAGAGAAUGGGGAAGAAGAAGCAGCAUCACCGCAAGCGCUUGGAGGAGGAGCUCCCUUCUUCCGCAUUCGACUGCCACAGCGCAUUGGAGGGAGAUGCCGAUGGCGCCGAUGACGGCAAUGGCGCGGCGGCCGUGCAGGGGGACGAGGAAUGCGACGAGGGGCUCAAGCACGAUUUGUACCAGCGCGCUGUUCAAGCUCCGCGGGGAGAGAUCAGCUACUUGCAGAAAUUCUUUCUCACUUACGUUGGAGGUCGAAUUCCACUCCAUAUGCGCGAGGAUUUCUGCGGCACAGCUUUGAUCUGCGCAGAAUGGGUGCGAGGCGACGCGCGAAGAACAGCUGUCGGCGUGGAUCUGGAUGACGAUGCUCUCUCUUGGGGGCUCAAGAACAACGUGCUGGGAGGUCGGGGUGACACAGCAAAUCGUGUUGAUUUGUUCCACCAGAAUGUGCUUCAUCCGCUAGCAAAGUCGGGUAAGUUUGUGCUCGAGAACAGAUCUCCAGCUUCUGUAGAGACAAGGAAUGGUGGAGAAGGAGAUGAAGAUCCAGAAGAAACAAGAGUGGAACAACGCUCGGAUGUCAUCUGUGCAUUGAACUUUAGCUGCUGCUGCCUCCAGGAACGUAAGGAUCUGGUGUCUUACUUCCGGCAAGCACUGAGCUCCAUUAGCAACAAAGGUGGAGUGUUUGUGAUGGAUCUGUAUGGAGGAUUGUCGUCCGAGCAGUCGCUAAGGAUCCGCAGACGCUACAGCGACUUCACGUACACUUGGGAGCAAGAAGAGUUCGACAUUAUCAAGAGGACAACGAGGAUAAGCUUGCACUUCCAGCUGGCCAAGUCGCGUAGAGUUCUUCGUCACGCCUUUUCGUACCACUGGCGAUUGUGGACGAUUCCAGAGGUUCGUGACUGCCUAGACGAGGCUGGAUUCGAUUCAACUCACUUGUGGCUGUGCGAGAGGCCCGAGCUGCUCGAGAGAAAGAAUGGCCUUGACAACACAAACGAUGAUAAAGGAGACUACGAAGAACUCGAGAGCUUCAACCAGUGUGACGCCUGGAACGCUUACAUUGUCGGGGUCAAGAACCGAAGAUCACAAACUCUAUGAUACUACGAGCUCUUCCCAUGACCAUAUAACUUCAUCACUGUUUCAAACGAUUA
Molecule: messenger RNA, 1156 nt
Organism: Selaginella moellendorffii
Lineage: Eukaryota; Viridiplantae; Streptophyta; Lycopodiopsida; Selaginellales; Selaginellaceae
Exons: 5
Coding region: 18-1103 (361 amino acids)
Source: RefSeq, a predicted model, not a curated record